This is a messenger RNA of Paramisgurnus dabryanus, 4063 nucleotides long. It is a transcript of the gene slc6a22.1, whose product is annotated as solute carrier family 6 member 22, tandem duplicate 1. Gene Ontology annotation, biological process: amino acid transport; nitrogen compound transport; sodium ion transmembrane transport. NCBI's taxonomy places the organism in Eukaryota, Metazoa, Chordata, Actinopteri, Cypriniformes, Cobitidae. The record is from RefSeq and is a predicted model, not a curated record. Gene Ontology annotation, cellular component: cell projection; plasma membrane. Gene Ontology annotation, molecular function: gamma-aminobutyric acid:sodium:chloride symporter activity.
AUACAAAAUCGCACAUGCGACCACACUCCCUCGGUUCUCUCUCUAUUGCAUGCUUUAGCAGACUGCAAGUGAAGAGGAGAGGGGUGGGUAACAUUACGACAAGCAAGAGACUGAAUCGCGCUGAAUGAAAAUAAACCUUUAUGACGGUAGAGAGUAAAUGCGGUAGAAGCGGCUUUCUGAACUUCCUGACCAGUCGCCUACGUCAGGAGUGUUUCGUUUGGUCCCGGCGUUUUAUCCUCAGCGUGGGUUCGAGCAUUGACUAAACAGCCCAGUGUUGGGCUGCUGAAUGUAUGCCAAAGGUCAUGAACAAAAGCGCAGUUACUGAUGACAUGGAGUUGCAACAUGACCCGGAUGUGCAGUUUAAACUGGCUUAUUCAGAUUCUGAAAGAAUCGACCCGGACCUCAAAACCCGAUCGAGGGGGCAGUGGUCCAAUAAAGUGGAAUUUAUAUUAGCUGUAGCAGGACAGAUCAUUGGUUUGGGAAACGUGUGGAGGUUUCCGUAUCUGUGUUACAAGAAUGGAGGAGGAGUGUUUUUUAUUCCAUAUGUGGUUUUUCUGUUCGCCUGUGGCAUUCCUCUGUUUCUCCUGGAGACCGCACUGGGUCAGUACACUAGUCAAGGGUCUAUCACCUGCUGGAGGAAGAUCUGCCCACUGUUUGAAGGUCUGGGUUAUGGAAAUCAGGUGGUCGUCUUAUAUUCCAGUAUCUACUAUAUCGUUAUUCUGGCCUGGGCUUUCUUCUAUCUUUUUUCCUCUUUUAGUGGUGAACUACCUUGGGCCAGCUGCAAGAACUGGUGGAAUUCAGAUACCUGUGUCGAGUUUGACCGAAUGGCGGACGCAAAAAAUGUAAGCUUUGCAGAGAAUGCAACAUCACCUGUUAAAGAAUUUUGGGAGAGGCGGGUAUUGAAUUUAACGGGAAGUAUGAAUGACCUGGGCAGCAUGAGGUGGGAACUUGCCCUAUGUCUCCUGUUGGCCUGGAUCAUCUGUUACUUCUGUGUGUGGAAGGGAGUGAAGUCCACAGGCAAGGUUGUGUAUUUCACCGCUACUUUUCCAUAUUUAAUGCUGCUGGUACUUCUGAUUCGAGGUCUUACGCUGCCUGGGGCCAUAGAUGGCGUCAUCUUCUACCUCUACCCUAAUCCAACACGCCUCGCUGAUCCGCAGGUGUGGAUGGAUGCUGGAACACAGAUCUUUUAUUCCUAUGCUCUUUGCAUUGGGUGUCUUACAGCUUUGGGAAGCUACAAUAAGUUUAACAACAACUGCUACAAAGAUUGCGUGUAUCUGUGCCUGUUGAACAGUGGAACAAGUUUUGUGGCUGGCUUUGCCAUCUUUUCAGUUUUGGGUUUUAUGGCGUUCGAGCAGGGGGUUGAUAUUUCAAUGGUGGCGGAGUCAGGUCCUGGUCUGGCCUUCAUCGCAUACCCGAGAGCUGUAGCGAUGAUGCCCGUGCCACAGCUGUGGUCUGUAUGUUUCUUCAUCAUGAUUAUUCUGCUGGGGCUUGACAGCGAGUUUGUGGGUCUGGAGGCUCUCAUGACAGCCAUUACAGACAUGUAUCCAACAUUCUUCCUUCAAGGACACCGUCGGAAACUCUUUCUUCUCCUCAUUUGUUUGUGCAGCUUCCUCAUUGGCCUUUUAAUGGUGACAGAGGGCGGCCUGUAUAUCUUCCAGUUAUUUGAUUAUUAUGCCUGUAGUGGAAUGACACUCCUGCUAUUUGCCAUUGUACAGUCUAUAUGUAUUGGCUGGUUUUAUGGCGCUGAUCGUCUGUAUGAAAACAUUGUAGACAUGAUUGGCUAUCGUCCUUUGUCUCUCAUGAAAUACUGCUGGAAGUACAUCACUCCUAUUGUGUGUAUAGCCACAUUCAUUUUCUCUCUAGUUAAAUUCACUCCUUUAAAGUUUAACAACUCAUUUGAAUACCCAUGGUGGGGCUUCGCUGCCGGCUUGUGGUUCACCCUCUCCUCAACCUUGCUGGUUCCCUUAUGGAUGAUCUAUGUUAUCCUCAUUACUCCUGGUACACUGAAACAGAGAAUGAAAACCCUCUGCACUCCAUCCAAUGACCUGCUUUUGAUAUCAGAAAGGCAAAAGGAAAGCCUAUGACCUCCUCAUGAAGUACAACAUGUACAUUAAGUCCUGAUAGAGACACAUUACAAAAAAGCAUCCUUGGACUGUAACAGGACAACUGUAGAUAUGGUCAGUGCCUUUUAAGAUAUACGUUCACGUGGGAUUCCAAGAAGGCAACACAAACUGUUAACUACUGACUAUACUUUAUAAACAGUAUUUACUGUAAUAUACUGAGGUGGGGAUUCACUAAUAAUUAAUUGUGCCUACUGAUGGUUCAGUUUAUUUGCACAGUUUAAUAGCUGAUAUGCUAAAAGAAUCCUGUAAAUCUGGAAAAGACACAAACACAUCCAAAAAUCUGGGCUAAAAGUUGUUGGCACGGUUUCCCUAAAGCUAUUCUAUUGGCCUUGUUCAUUGACAAUUGGUUUUGGCUGGACACCUUUAGUGUGAAUUCUGUACGGAUAUGCCAACGACAAAAAACACUAAUAAUGUCGAUAAAAAAAUCUUUAUUCGUUCUCCCACUUUCGACAGAUUUUGUUUUUAAAAGUAAUUGAGACUUUGCAUUGCACUUCUCAUAUUAUUGCCUCUCUAAGAUUAAUCGCAUUAUAAGUUGCUUUGAAUAAAAGCAUCUGCCAAAUGUAAAUUAUUUUACAUUUUAUGUUGAAUAUAACUGAAGCAAUAGGUUGUAAAAUUAAAUAAUACCCAUUAUUUUGUUAGCCUAUGUUUUAAAGCCAACCAUUAUUUAGGCUAGCUUAUCAUGUACACUUAAGCAAAUCCCUUACUUCACACUUACAGGCAGCAUUACCUAAUGCAGGAGUCCUAAAGUGAACAAAUUUGACUGGUCCGAGUACGGGGUCAUGGAGGACACCGUUGCCACAACCUAUACAGCAUCAAUUUAGCACUGCAACUUGAAUUGCCACUUUAGAAAAAUGGAAGUCUGAUUAUAUCCAUUGUUCUACAUUGUAAUUUAAUCUUUUCAUGAUCGCUUGAAAAUGUACACAAAUAUUUGUUUAAAAAAAAUAUAUCACUUGCAUUUUAUGUGAAAACUGCAGAUAGCACUGGGUUUUGCGAAUAAGUCUCAACCUUCGUGAUAAGAUAUAACUUUAGUGACCCUUAUUUACAGAGGAAAAAUUAAAGUUGCGCUACAAAGAAAUUAAUUACUUGUAUAACUAUAUAUACAUAUGGUUUUAGUUAUCAGAACACUAAAAGUAGCACAUUAUAAAAGCCAUCAAGUACAAUUGUCAAGUAAAAAAUAUAUAAGCACAAUUUCCAUUGAACUGUAUCUAGAUACAUCUGUUGUCCUUGUACUUUUACAGCAUCAUGAACUUUCUGUAUUAUAAACAGCUGUACAAAAUAAGAUAGCAGUGGGCACAGCUGAUACUAAAAAACAUCACAAUAAUAAUAAUAAUAAUAAAGGGGACCAGUGACAUUUUGCACGGACCAGUGUUUAUUAACUGAAAGUAACAGAUAUUAUCAAAAGCUUUCUAAUCUUAUACUAACUGUAUAGAGUCUGCAUGAAAUGGUUAAAUGAUAAGUACAAGGUACGCUCUGCUAUUUAAAUCAAGUCGAGAAACUUAUUUGUAUAGCAUUUUUUUUACAAUGAGCAUUAUUUUGAAACAGUUUUACAGAAAAUCAUAUAAUAUUAAUAAUAAGCAUAAUUCAAAUCACCGUUCCCAAACAAGGAACAUACAGUAAAAGUUUUUAAAAAUAUUCAAGAUUGUUAUGUCAAUCAACCUUUGCUCUGCUGUGCCUAUAGGCAAUUACAUGUGUUUAAGCAAUGUUGAUUGUGUCGUGUUUUAAUGUUACAAAUAUGUUGUUAAAUCAUAGAACUGUUAAAUAGAAUUAUAUUUUGGUCCUUAAAUGUACAGAUUGUUUAUUUUUUUAGUAAAGUUUAAGGAAAUAUUUGUAGGGUAUUUAAACUUAAAUGUACAUAUUUACAUAUAAUGAACUGAUUCACUAGAAGGCCAAUGUUUGACAAUGUGCCAUGAAAUUUUAAUAAACACUUUUCAAAUUAACAA